AUGUUUACCCUAGUAAUACUGUAUACCCUGUAUACCCCUAUAUAUCCUGUUUAUACCCUUGAUUACCCUAGUAAUACUGUAUACCCUGUAUACCCCUAUAUAACCUGUUUACCCAUGUUUACCCGAGUAAUACUGUAUACCCUGUAUACCCCUAUAUAACCUGUUUACCCAUGUUUACCCUAGUAAUACUGUAUACCCUGUAUAACCCUAUCUAUCCUGUUUACCCUUGAUUACCCUAGUAAUACUGUAUACCCUGUAUACCUCUAUAUAACCUGUUUACCAUGUUUACCCUAGUAAUACUGUAUACCCUGUAUACCCCUAUAUAUCCUGUUUACCCUUGAUUACCGAUGUUUACCCUAGUAAUACUGUAUACCCUGUAUACCCCUAUAUAUCCUGUUUACCCUUGAUUACCCUAGUAAUACUGUAUACCCUGUAUACCUCUAUAUAACCUGUUUACCCAUGUUUACCCUAGUAAUACUGUAUACCCUGUAUACCCUUGAUUACCCUAGUAAUACUGUAUACCCUGUAUACCCCUAUAUAUCCUGCUUACCCAUGAUUACCCUAGUAAUACUGUAUACCCUCUAUACCCCUAUAUAACCUGUUUAUCCAUGUUUACCCUAGUAAUACUGUAUACCCUGUAUACCCCUACAUAUCCUGUUUACCCUUGAUUACCCUAGUAAUACUGUAUACCCUGUAUACCCCUAUAUAACCUGUUUACCCAUGUUUACCCUAGUAAUACUGUAUACCCUGUAUACCCCUAUAUAUCCUGUUUACCCUUGAUUACCCUAGUAAUACUGUAUACCCUGUAUACCCCUAUAUAACCUGUUUACACAUGUUUACCCUAGUAAUACUGUAUACCCUGUAUACCCUUAUAUAUCCUGUGUACCCAUGUUUACCCUAGUAAUACUGUAUACCCUGUAUACCCCUAUAUAACCUGUUUACCCUAGUAAUACUGUAUACCCUGUAUACCCUUAUAUAUCCUGUUUACCCUUGAUUACCCUAGUAAUGCUGUAUACCCUGUAUACCCCUAUAUAACCUGUUUACCCUUGAUUACCCUAGUAAUACUGUAUACCCUGUAUACCCCUAUAUAACCUGUUUACCCAUGUUUACCCUAGUAAUACUGUAUACCCUGUAUACCCCUAUAUAUCCUGUUUACCCUUGAUUACCCUAGUAAUACUGUAUACCCUGUAUACCCCUAUAUAACCUGUUUACACAUGUUUACCCUAGUAAUACUGUAUACCCUGUAUACCCUUAUAUAUCCUGUGUACCCAUGUUUACCCUAUUAAUACUGUAUACCCUGUAUACCCCUAUAUAACCUGUUUACCCUAGUAAUACUGUAUACCCUGUAUACCCUUAUAUAUCCUGUUUACCCUUGAUUACCCUAGUAAUGCUGUAUACCCUGUAUACCCCUAUAUAACCUGUUUACCCUUGAUUACCCUAGUAAUACUGUAUACCCUGUAUACCCCUAUAUAACCUGUUUACACAUGUUUACCCUAGUAAUACUGUAUACCCUGUAUACCCUUAUAUAUCCUGUUUACCCUUGAUUACCCUAGUAAUGCUGUAUACCCUGUAUACCCCUAUAUAACCUGUUUACCCAUGUUUACCCUAGUAAAACUGUAUACCCUGUAUACCCCUGUAUACCCCUAUAUAUCCUGUUUGCCAUUGUGUUAUAA
Molecule: messenger RNA, 1673 nt
Organism: Porites lobata
Lineage: Eukaryota; Metazoa; Cnidaria; Anthozoa; Scleractinia; Poritidae
Source: the annotation of a GenBank genome assembly